AUGCUAUCGCAGGUCCCUCCCCGCGCUCGGGCGGGGUGGUUCGAGACUCAGCCGCGAGCGGAGGCUCUAGAGCCGCAGUUCAGCCCGGGCCGGAGUCCGCGCCGCCCAGGGCAUCCCCGCGCGGGGCCCGCGUGCCCCUGGAGCCCGCGAGGCGGAGCCGCCGGGAGGUGGUCGGCGCGCGGGCGGCAGGUGGGCGGCCCGGCUCACGUCGGCCGUGUUUACCUGGCUCGCAGGAAGCCCGGGAGGCGGGGGAGGAGCGGCGGGCGCGCCCGGCCCUCGGAGCAGCCGCCAGACUGCGCCGCCGCGCCAGCAAGGACGAGCCUGCGGCCCCGGCGACCCGCGGCCCCGACCCCGAAGGCGGCGCCGGCGCUCCGGGACCCCGCGCGCUUGGGGCCCGGGCGGCGGGAGGCGGCCGGGACCCCGCGGCGCCCUCGGCCUUGGAGAGAGGAUCGCCGCGCGCAUCUGAAGACCUCGGACCUCAGGAUGGGGAACCACGCAGGGAAGCGGGACUUCGGUGCCGAGAAGGGCAAUAAGGAUAGUGAAACUAACAGAGGAGAAUAUGAAAAGAAGAGAAACACUCGUGACCUUUCCCGGGAGAUCUCAGAAGACAGUGAUGUGUUUGGAGCGGCAGAUGUGGUCCCGAACAAUGGGGCCCCCUCGCAGGACACGGCGGUGACAGACUCCAAGCGCACAGCGGACCCGAAGAAUGCCUGGCCCGAAGCCAGCCCAGCUGACCCGGGGGGCCGCCCCCACCUGGUCCGCCUCUUUUCCCGAGAUGCCCCGGGCCGGGAGGACAACACCUUCAAAGACCGGCCCUCGGAAUCAGACGAGCUCCAGACCAUCCAGGAAGACAGCGCGGCCGCUCCCGGGGCGGUGGACGCGAUGGCGGCCCAGAAGAGACCCUCCCAGAGAUCCAAGUACCUGGCCUCGGCGAGCACCAUGGACCACGCCAGGCAUGGCUUCCUCCCCAGACACAGAGACACGGGCAUCCUCGACUCCCUUGGCCGCUUCUUUGGCACGGACAGGGGUGCGCCCAAACGGGGCUCAGGCAAGGUCCCGUGGCUCAGGCAGAGCAAGAGCCCCCCGGGCCCCCAGGCCCGCAGCCCGCCCGGGCUGUGCAACAUGUACCAGGAUGGACACCACGCGGCCAGAACCACCCACUAUGGCUCCCUGCCCCAGAAGGCGCAGCAUGGCCGGCCCCAAGACGAAAAUCCCGUAGUGCACUUCUUCAAGAACAUCGUGACACCUCGCACACCUCCUCCAUCGCAAGGAAAGGGGCGAGGACUGUCCCUCAGCAGAUUUAGCUGGGGGGCUGAGGGCCAGAAGCCAGGAUUCGGCUAUGGAGGCAGAGCAUCUGACUACAAAUCGGCUCACAAGGGACUCAAGGGGCACGACGCCCAGGGCACGCUUUCCAAAAUCUUCAAGCUGGGAGGACGAGACAGCCGUUCCGGGUCCCCGAUGGCUAGACGCUGA
This is a messenger RNA of Rangifer tarandus platyrhynchus (Svalbard reindeer), 1473 nucleotides long. NCBI's taxonomy places the organism in Eukaryota, Metazoa, Chordata, Mammalia, Artiodactyla, Cervidae. The record is from the annotation of a GenBank genome assembly.